Messenger RNA from Triplophysa rosa, 5655 nucleotides. RefSeq names its product zinc finger, CCHC domain containing 2 (gene zcchc2). The transcript is spliced from 14 exons. Bases 1515 to 4097 code for a protein of 860 amino acids. Gene Ontology annotation, molecular function: nucleic acid binding; zinc ion binding. The record is from RefSeq and is a predicted model, not a curated record. NCBI's taxonomy places the organism in Eukaryota, Metazoa, Chordata, Actinopteri, Cypriniformes, Nemacheilidae.
UUCUGAAUAUAAAGAUGUUUGGAGAGAAAGUGGCACACAAGACGGAUUUUAACCACAUUAGUACCUGGGGAAGGAAUAUGUACCUGUGAGCUGCUCGGGUAAAUGACCCUGUGUAUAUAUUUAUACACCACAGAGGUAAACAAAUCUGCUGUUCAAACAAAUUCAUGUAUUGGCACAGCUAUUUUGGAUCAAACCUGGGUCAAAAGUACCAGAGCCGGCACACUGGAUGAAAAUAGAAGAGACAUAAACACAGUACAGCACAACAAUGAUGUGAAGCAUGUAAGCAUUAAGUUUAAUGGCGUGCAGAGUUUCAGUAUAAUGCAAUAGGGUUGAAUUGCAGUGCAUUUACUGUUAGAGGUAAAGUGAUUUCUUGCUUUAAGGUCUUUCCAAAUACGUUCAAAGGAAGUGUUGAUAUUUGAUUUUUGUGAAUGACACACUAGAUAUUUGUGUGAAAAGGCUUGCGUACAAUGGCUGUGAUGGGCUGAGUGGUGUCGCCCUCUAGUGGAAAUACUGGAUUUAACACUUGGCGUAUUAUUAUUAUUAGUUCAGUGUUAGCGACGACUAGAGGUUCAAUAUGGAACUGAAGCGGUUUGGUUAGCCUGUAUUUUUAAAUAAUAAUUGUACAAAAAAUAAUAAACAAACUUAUAACAUAGAGCAUGAAAAUCAAUCGACAAAAAAAAGGCAGAUUCUUCGACAAUAUUGACUCUGGUUUAUUCAACUUAUAUAUCAUGAUUAUUUGUCAUCUUUCUGUCUCUUAGUAAAUUUUUCUGUUUCCUUGGCUGGCAUUCCAAGUAUUCUACAGAUCUAUCAAAAUCCAUAUUUGCUUCUAGACAUCUAUUAAGAUGUUCACCAUAACAUUAAAACGGAAUUAAUUCAAGGUAAGUUUUACUACGAUCGGUUGAGACGCAACAUGUCGUCAACAACCUGUAGAGACUUGAAAGACGAUCCGGUGUGAAGAUUAACAGUUAAUUAUACAACAUUUAUACAAAUACAGUAAAAAAAAUAAUGGAAAGAUGCGUAGAUAAAUACAAAAAAAGAGAAAUAUUCAAAUAAAUAAUUUUUAAAAUACAUGAAACAACAAAUAAACAUACAAACAGAAAUAGCCUAGUACAAAUAAAAACUGAAGGAUGAAAAAAGGUAAUAGACUCUUCAGACUUAUUUAAUAAAAUGAUAUUUGUAUUUUUGUGUGUUUUUUUAUGUUUGUAACGUUUGCAUUUAUAAAUUCGUCCCUCCACAGAAAUUUGACCUGCCGGAAAAUCGUGCGAGUUUAGGACCUAGGGCCUCAGCAGACGAGUGGGGGCGGAGUUACGAGUGAUUGACACAAUAUUCUGGAGGCACGGCAAGCGAGCAAUCUGGCACACUGACCGUUUAUUCAACACCGCGCGACAAGCGACGAAUUUCAACGUAAUUCCCACCUUAAACCAGGAAUUACAUCGCUUUUUGAUGCCGAAACAUCGGCGGGUAAGUACCGCCAAUGGACUUCCAUCACUGAUGAUCGCGUUUGAGAGCUGAUCAUGAUGAAGAUGAAGCUGCGAGCGGCGGGAGGCGAAAAUCACCGUUGCGACUUGAAUUCCGUUAACGGAACCGAUCGGCCGGGACGUCGAGAGAGCGGCCGAUCGACUCCACUCGAUAAGGAGGCGGUGUUCGAGUGGUUCGGCUUACAGCUGAGCCCGGCCGGACGCGUCGAGUUGCUCUGCGGGCUCCUGCAUAUGUGUCAGCCGCUGGAGCUGCGCUUCCUCGGCGCCUGUCUGGAGGAUCUGGCCCGGAGAGAUUUCACCGUCCUGCGGGACUUUGAGACCCGGGCCAAUUGCCCCGCGGAUCUGGAGGGGCUUGUGGACGUGGACGUGAGCGACCCCGUGGUGCUGUCCAAACUGCUGGUUUAUGUGUCGCUACUCGGAUCCAAGAGCAGGGAAUGUGCCGGGAUAUUAUUCAGGACGUUAAGCCGGAUUGAGGCGGGGAUGUGUGGGGCUGUGCCGGAGCCGGAGACGGUGGACCAGCUGCGGCUGCUCUUCACUAUGGGCUCGUUACACCCGGCGUUCAGUUUCCAUCAGCGGGAGGAGCUGAGAGCACAGCUGGACAGACUCCAGGAAUGGAGUCAGUUAUCCAGACCGAGGUUCAUCUGUCCACAGCCGGAGAAUGAAGUGGACUGGACUCUAUGCAGUGAUCCCAAUCCUCACCUCAGCAGCAGGUCACAGAGAGAAGUGGUGCACAUUAAGAAGGUCGUUCUGAAGGACGUUUCUGUGGCAGGAGACAGCAGGCAGUACACUUUUGAGGUGAAAUGGUCCGACUCUUCACUGACCGCCGUCACCAAAAGUCAUCGUGAAUUAGAGGACUUCCUGUUAAAGCUUCCUAAGGAGCAGAGCCCUGAUGGCUUUGAGAAAUGUUUCGUCAGGUUAUUGAAUCGUGUGGAUCAAUGUGAGGUCAGAGAACUGGAGAGAAAUCUCAGGGAGAAGUUUUUGUCUUUAUCUCCGGAUGUUCUUCAGAGGUGUGACGUCUCCACAUUCUUCCUGUCUGACCCAUCUUCACUGCCAUGCAGCUGCUGUACCACAGCACCUGUAUCCAGAAUCCAUCAGCCUUCACGCGGUUUCUCUGAGGACUGCUCUGAGACCUCCAGCCUGGAAGAGGACGUUGAGGGUUACAGCGUCAGAGCUGCGGGCCUGAGUAAUUCACAUUCAGAAUGCCAGAGAAGAGCAAACUGUGAGCAGAAUGGAGAGAGAGUUUGGAUGAAAGGCACAGAAUGUGAACAGGGCUGCACAAAUGACAGGCGAAUCCUCACGGCCGGACAGAAGAGCAAAGGAAGAUCUGCUGGCAAAAGGGAGAGGGGUCGAAGGGCCACCAGCGCAAAGACUUCUGCUGGGAUCCAGAAACCUUCCUCAACACUGAUGAGCAACCAGACGGCUUGUAAAGACGCAGGAAGGGUCAGAUAUGGAGACACGUCCUCCGAGAGCUCUAACUCUGUGCCAUCCAGUCCCGUUCACCACAAGAGCCUGGAGGACCAAGACACAGAGAGCCAAUCCGAUAACUCGGCUCAGGAACCUGAAAAAACUCACCCUGCCAAAGGCAUUGGCGGGAAAGCGGUCGCCAAGGUGACUCCAUUAGUCGCAGAGCCUCAGAAUGUCCUGCAGUCGCCUUCAGUUGUCGAAUUGGCCCUGACUUGCCUCCCGUACGCCCUGCAGUACAACCCCACCCAGAGGGACACCAACGAGGGCAAGAUCACCAUAACCAUCCCGCUGCCCCGAGAACCUGGAACAUCGUCUGCCAGCACUCACCCACAACAGCAACCACCGCUGGGGCCGUUCAGCAUCCUCUCGGGCGCCCAGUGUUCUCUGCAACACGCCACUGCCAACAAUCCCAUCAAAACCAACACAAAGGCCCCUACGCUGUCCAGCAAUUCUUCAAGGGCGAGUUCCUCAUGCCAAAUCCCAGGACCUUGCCCCACGACCGUACCCACACACACCCCGGGGUCCGGACCCAUGCCGCCCCCCGCUGUCACGCACAGCACCGCUCCGAGCGAUUCGUUGUCCUACAUCAACAGCUCGAACCCGCCGGGCACCCCACAGACGCAGACCGGCGCAACACAACAACAACACCAGCAAGGGGGAUGCAACGCAUGCGGCUGCCGCGGUAGUUGCGGCGGCAACGUCGCCCACCAGUCUCUCAGCUACUUCCUGCCUCCCCAACCUGCUCGUCAAAUGUUUGGUCCGCCUCCUGCGUUCUUCCACCUCACGCCUUCUAGUUUCCCCGCCCAGGCCCAUCAGAGUAACGGGACGCCUCUGCCCUUCUACGCUCACACGGGUCCUCCUGCGGCAUUUCUCCACGCCCCCUCGGACCACAUGUUGGCCUCGCAGGCGGGUUACAGCUUGCCCCAAAUGCCCCCUUUUCGACGCUUCUACCAACCCGUCUUUCCACCGGUGGGCUUGAUGUCGGGGGGAACCAACGUGAAGAAGACGGCCAACGUGUCGUGCUAUAACUGCGGAAUGAGCGGCCAUUACGCCCAGGACUGCAAGCAGCCGUCCACUGAUGCCGGUAUGACAGGUGGUUUCCGGCUAAAGUACCUUGGCCCGAACUCCUCAGAUUCCUUAGACAAAAAUGAUUGACAGCACAUAGAGGACCAAAGCCUGUCAGCCACGUUUCCCAUCAUGCUUUAGACAGACUGUUAUGUUUGUAUUACUAUCCUUGUCAAAAGGGUUUACUUAAAAAAAAAAGAAAGAAACGCACCAACGCACAGGGAGCCGAGAGGAAGGGAAUAUUUUCACACUGCUAGAACGACGAGUCGACAGUGUUUACAGUUGACAGAGUUUCUCUUACACGCUAUAAUAGCUUAAUGUUAUAGAUGGUCGGCUAGAAGUUAAUUUGUUUUAGGUUCUGAAUAAAUACUUUAUUGUUCUCAGAUGAUUUUUAUAGAAAGCUAAUGGAAAAAUGAAACUUGAGUCAGUGCAGUAUUUUUUUGUUGUUGUUGACGGGUGAACCUUUAUAGCCUUUCAUACAUGUUUAAGCAGUUGUGAGAGAGAAAACAGAUGUUUUGUAAGUUCUUAUUUUGUUACGAAAGAUUAGCUUUAUGUCUGCUGAUAUAGCUUAAAACGAUGCUCUUGCAGAUGUUAUCCGCUGCUUUUUUGCUCUUUUCUCGUUUGAACACGACGCACUACGGUUUUUGUUCUCUUAUUGAUGCGAGUGAGAUAUUUGAAAUGCACUGAAAGAGCCGGACUUGCAGUACUGCCUCUCAUUCACGUGCUCUGACCACUAGAGGGCACAAGAGUUUUAUCCUGCAGCUUUUGCCUUAAAUAUCCUCCCGUGUCUGGACACCGUGCUUUGUGAAGUGGUUUGAUUCAGAUAAUAUCCCUCAUACAUUUUCAUUCUAGCCUGAAGCACUGUAAGAAAAAAGGCAAAUCGAUUUUGUCAUGAAACGCUCUUUAACCGAGAAAUUCAUUUUUUAAAGGAAAGUUAAGUUUGUGUCUGGAUUUAACGUGAUGGUCAUUAUAGGACAACUCUAAGCAGUUAGGAUACCUUGCUUGUGUGUUAUAAAUAGUUUUUUGCUAAAUGGCAAAGAGUUUGACAUUCGUGCCUAUUGCCAUGCGAACACUCGUGUGCGUGUUGAAAUUAAUUUUGCGAAGUCUUAAUUCUGUGUUGAAGUAAAUAUUUAAAAUAUCAAAGUUAUGAUUCCGGACAUCUUAUUGAAAUAGCCAAAGCAUCCCUUUUUAUGUAUGGAGAUUUGGCAUGUUUGUAUCGAGAGUAUUUUAUUUUGCUAUUUUCAAUUUGAUGAAGGGUCGUAGACCUUUAACGUGGUUGUCCAGGCUUCUUUUAAAGCACAUUUACUAUGAGGAACAUGACCUGUGAUGGUAAACAAUAGUAGGUUGCCGGUUUUUAAACGUGCUUCAUUUGGUUUGAUAAAAUGGGUACUUAAACAGACUCUGGAGGGAGUCAUCCUACUCAAGGCUGAACCCAAAAACCUGUCGACUUUAUUUGUUACACGUUUUAUAGAUAUAUGAAGCUGUACUGUAUAUGAACGAGGUUUGAUAUUUGCCUCUGAGCUUGCGUUUACUGUCUGUAAAUGUUGAUUCAUCUGUACUGAGAGGUCAAAUUAAUCUGAUCACGUUUGCAUUUUCUGGCAAUUGAUCAUUUAUGUCCAGAUAUUAGCAAUAAAUACAAAAACACCCA